Messenger RNA from Thyridium curvatum, 1896 nucleotides. RefSeq lists its product as uncharacterized. Bases 1 to 1896 code for a protein of 631 amino acids. Gene Ontology annotation, molecular function: copper ion binding; oxidoreductase activity. The record is from RefSeq and is a predicted model, not a curated record. The transcript has 8 exons. NCBI's taxonomy places the organism in Eukaryota, Fungi, Ascomycota, Sordariomycetes, Thyridiales, Thyridiaceae.
AUGUCUCACCUUGUUACAGUCUUGCUGGCCUUGUCCGGCUCUCUUCGAGGUAUAUCCGCAUCUCCAGCAGUAGCCAACAGAGGCGACGCACAAACAGGAUCUGGCGGAUAUGGGAAGGUUGUCAGAAAAACAUUCGAUAUCACCUGGGAGAUCGGCAACCCCAACGGCAAUGCGCGGCCUCUAACACAUGUCAACGGCCGGUUCCCGGGCCCUGAUCUUAUUGUUGAUGAAGAUGAUUGGGUUGAGGUAACAGUCAAUAAUCACCAACCAUUCAAUACCUCAGUUCACUGGCAUGGCCUCUCCAUGGCGGGAACUCCCUGGUCUGACGGUAUGCCGGGACUCUCGCAACAACCUAUCGAACCAGGCGAGAGUUAUGUCUACCGAUUUAGAGCCACGCCUCCCGGUACAUACUGGUAUCACUCACACUCACGCAUGGACAUGCUCGAAGGGUUGUACGGUGCUCUCUUCAUUAGGCGAAAAGAGGGCGCACCCGCCCCCUUUUCCAUGAUUACUAAUCGGAGCUGCGAGGUCAAAGCCAUGGCCGCGGCCGCCAAGGAUCCAACUCUGGUUGUACUUUCCGAGUGGACCAACUUCACUGCAGGGGAGUAUAUGCUGGCUCAGGAAAAGUCCGAGCUCGAUAUCUUUUGCAUGGACAGUCUGCUCGUCAAUGGCAGAGGAUCCCUAUUCUGUCCUCCUUACGAACAGAUACUAGGUAUGGUGAGAUACGGUAUUGAGCAGGUCUUGCUUCCCGGUAAAGUCAAUGACAAAGGAUGUCUGCCGUUUGUGGAGAUCACAGAAGGUCCAUUCCUCCCUGGGAAGCCAGAGAAUAUCCCACCUGGGCUUCAAUCAGGAUGCGUUGCUGCCAAUGGCUCCAUGUCGACGAUUGAAGUCGACCCGAAGUCUCACGGUGGUUGGGUCAGCAUCAACAUCGUCAUGGCCUCCACGCUGCGGAUUGCUGAGUUCUCAAUCGACAAGCAUGAGCUUUGGCUCUAUGAGGUUGACGGGGAGUACGUUGAACCGACCAAAGCCCACGCUAUCAGUACUUAUCCUGGCCAACGACUCGCCCUGCUUGUGAAACUGGACCAAAUCCCCUCUGACUACACCAUUCGAUUUGCCGAUAAUGGAGCUGGGCAAAUUGUGAGUGGGUAUGCCGUGUUGAGUUACAAGGGUGGUAAGCCUUUGACGAACUACACUGUCGGCUACACUCUCCCGUUUGAUCAGAAGGACGGUUACAUAAACUAUGGUGGCCAGAACAGGACUGAGGAUGUCAUCAUAUUUGAUACCCAUAGCCCGACACCCCCUUUUCCGGCAAACCCUCCAGCCAUCCCUCAAAAAGAAGGUGACGAACUGUUUCUUCUCACAAUGGGUCGUCAUGGUGCCGCAUGGAAAUGGACCAUGACAGGCAAGGAACUAUAUGAAGCAGAUCGCGAUGCUUACACCCCCUUGUUGUACUACCCCAACUCAACCGAUGCCCUCGAUGACCAGCUCGUGAUCCGCACGAAAAAUGGCAGUUGGGUCGAUAUCAUCUUACAGGUCGGCGCACUGCCUGAUGAGCCGCUGGAAAUCGGACACGCUAUUCACAAGCAUGGUAAUAAGUUUUGGAUCAUCGGCCGUGGUCUCGGCGUUUGGAACUAUACGUCUGUCGCUCAGGCAAUCGAGGAGCAGCCUGGUUCGUUUAAUCUCAAGAACCCCAACAUUCGCGACACAGCCAUUACCGAGUUUGUUGGCGCCAUGUGGGUCGCUAUUCGCUACCAUUCCAACAACCCAGGUGCUUGGUUGCUACAUUGCCACGUUGAGACUCACCUAGCUGGAGGUAUGGGCAUUGCUAUACUUGACGGUGCUGAGGCAUUGCCUACCAUUCCACCAGAAUAUGCUCUUGGCAGGAACGGCUUUUAA